UUGGGUUUGCCCUCUCUUCCCUCUCUCCAUCCCCGAAAAGCUGUCUCUAACUCUAACCCAAACCCUUGAAAACGAAACCGUCGUAACCCAGAAAUUCUCUAUUUCUAAUUCCAGUGGCCUUUCUCCUUUGAAUCUUUUCAUUUCAAUGGCGGAAUCACUAUCUCCUCAUGGAAACCUGAAAGAGUUGACAGACUCGGAGAUGGAAGCAGCUCAGCAGCUGAUGCAAUUAAGCGCAGACACCGAAGAGAGCAGCAACAAGGAAGAGAAGAACCAGAGCCAAGAUGAUAUCUCAUCCUCAUCCAGAAUUAAAGAAGACAUAUUCAGAAAGGAAGCAGUUGUUUUCCGACGCAAGGAAAGGCGGUUCCGAUCCCUUACGUCCAUUUACAUGUCGACGGAACCUUUACAAGUCGUCGUCCCUGCAGCCAAGAAGAUGAGAUACUGACUGGGAAUGGUUUGAGUUUAGGAAGCAAGAAUUAAUUCGCGUCUCUAACUCCAAUCACCCCCCCCCCCCAAAUUUGCUGCGUUGUUCUUUGCUUUUUCUUUGCUACUGAUAGACAUGACAAACG
This is a messenger RNA of Nelumbo nucifera (sacred lotus), 566 nucleotides long. NCBI's taxonomy places the organism in Eukaryota, Viridiplantae, Streptophyta, Magnoliopsida, Proteales, Nelumbonaceae. The record is from RefSeq and is a predicted model, not a curated record.